AUGUCGAACGACAUUCGGUCAAUUCAAAUGUUAAUAGUCAAUGAUAAACUGUUUCAAUGUGCUCGAUCAACUUGUUUACCAUUUUGUAACUUGAUAACAUCAGACGUUCGUCGUUGCCAAACAAAUUGUUUAAACCGGGAUGAAUGUGUGGCAGCUACUUUUUAUCAAUCGAAUUUACAAUGUCAAUUAUUUAAUAUUUCAAUCAAUCAAAAUACAAAUAUGUCGUUUGAAAUGAAUGCUGUGACAAUGAUCACAGUUUUCAGAACACGAUAUCCUUAUGAUCAAGCGACGAUUUCAGCAACAUCAUCAUCAACCUCAUCGUCAACAGGAGCCUCACCCGCAUGCACUUCACUUCUCCUCAGUCAAGUAACUUACACCGCUGGUACUCGUCCACAAGCAGUCGUAGUUAUCGACGUCAACAAUGACACUCAACUUGACAUUGUUGCUGCAAAUCGCGAUUCACACAGUAUCAGUGUUCUUUUUAGCGCAGGGAAUGGAACGUUUCUUGCUCAAACUACUUACUCGAUUGAUAGCUAUACAUUUUCAUUAGCUGUAAGCGAUUUGAAUCUAGAUAGUGUGCCGGAUAUUGUCGUGGCAAAUACUGGUUCGAGCACCAUUGGUGUUCUUCUUAACGCAGGCAAUGGAACAUUUUUGCCUCAAAAGACUUACGCGGUUGACGAUAGUCCAUAUUAUGUCGUAAUCAGUGAUUUAAAUAGCGACAGUCAUUCUGAUGUAGUUGUUGCAUGUAGUAAUCCAAAGCGCGUCAAUGUUCUUUUCAACACUGGAAACGGAACAUUCAUAAGUAACAAUAAUUAUUCAGUUGGUACGAAUCCGUCCUGGUUAGCUAUCAGUGAUAUUGAUGGCAACAACAGUUCAGAUAUUGUCGUCGUAAAUUAUAACUCAAACAAUAUUGGUGUCCUUCGCAAUGUAGGUAAUGGAACGUUUCUUGCGCAAGUAACUUACGCAACUGGUACCAAUCCGAAUUCAGUGGCGGUGAGUGACAUAAACCAGGAUAAUAAACCUGACGUUAUUAUUGCUGUUUUUGGUACAAAUAAUGUCGGUGUUCGUCUCAAUGCAGGCAAUGGUACGUUUCUUUCUCAAACUAAUUAUGCAACUGGUUCCAGUCCAUAUUCAGUUACAGUAGCAGACGUCAAUCAAGACAAUCUACCCGACAUUAUGGUCGCGAAUUCUGGUUCGAGCAACAUUGGUGUUCUUCUUAAUGCAGGCAAUGGAACAUUUUUUGCUCAAACAACUUACGCAGUUGGUACCAGUCCGUAUUCAAUAUCCGUCGGCGAUGUAAAUAACGAUCAUAAAGCAGAUUUAGUUGUAACAAAUGGUGGUUCAAACAACGUUGGUGUUCUCUUAAACUGUUGA
Molecule: messenger RNA, 1374 nt
Organism: Adineta ricciae
Lineage: Eukaryota; Metazoa; Rotifera; Eurotatoria; Adinetida; Adinetidae
Source: the annotation of a GenBank genome assembly